UUCAUUCGGUUAGGUGGCCGAGGCGCAUUUGGGACCAGAUCUGGCCACUCAAUUCGUUUCGGAAUUGUGAUUGAGAUGGUCGACAUUGUUCUUUUCCCAUUCGAACUAUGAUAUCGGUCCCUGGUUUCGAAACCUUGUGCGCGGGUCCAUCUUUAACAUGCAGUGUUAAAUAUGAGGAGCAGUCGAGGAAAUGAACGGAGACGUCAAUAUGGCGACAGCUGCCUCAUCCCCAGCUCGUUUUGAGUCCACGACCAAUUAAGCUCCCUACCCCGGUGGAGCCCAAAGCUUCCCUGUGACGGAGCACGAUGACAAGAUGGCCCUGCUGCUUGUACCGCCCGGGCCUGACAGCUUCCGCCACUUCUGUCCCGAGUCACUUGCCGACAUCGAGAGGCGCAUCGACGAGGAGGGGGCCCGAGGGCAGCGCGUGGAUCGCCGCGCCGACAGCGACGAUGAAAACGGGCCCAGGCCCAACAGCGACCUGGAGGCGGGGAAGUCCCUCCCCUUCAUCUAUGGAGACAUCCCCCCGGGCUUUGUCUCCACCCCUCUGGAGGACCUAGACCCUUUCUACUCCAAUCAGAAGACAUUCAUAGUAUUGAAUCGCAGAAAGGCCAUCUUCCGUUUCAACGCCACUCCAGCCUGCUACAUCUUAAGCCCCUUCAACCCUCUACGAAGAAUAGCAAUCUCAAUUUUAGUUCACUCGAUGUUCAGCAUGUUAAUCAUGUUCACAAUCCUGACCAACUGUGGUUUCAUGACCCUGAGCAGCCCCCCGGAUUGGGCCAAGAAUGUUGAGUACACCUUCACAGGGAUCUACACGUUUGAGUCUCUCAUUAAAAUCCUGGCCAGAGGGUUCUGUGUUGGGAAGUUCACCUUCCUCCGGGACCCGUGGAACUGGUUGGACUUUAUGGUCAUCUCCAUGGCAUAUGUGACAGAGUUUGUGGACCUGGGUAAUGUCUCGGCCCUCAGAACCUUCAGGGUUCUCCGAGCCCUCAAAACUAUAUCGGUCAUCCCAGGGCUGAAGACGAUCGUGGGCGCUCUGAUCCAGUCGGUCAAGAAGCUCUCUGAUGUCAUGAUCCUCACCGUCUUCUGCCUCAGCGUGUUCGCCCUCAUCGGCCUGCAGCUCUUCAUGGGGAACCUGAGGCAUAAGUGUGUCCGCAACAUCCUCAACACCACAGCCCUCGACGGCCUGAACAGAACUCAAGGAGGUCCGGACUUCGGCGGCGCUUUUGUCAACGGCACCGAUGUCAACGCCUCCAGCUCCGUCGACUGGAUCGAGCACAUCAGUGACAAGAAUAAUUACUAUUACCUCCCCAACGCCAAGGACGCCCUGCUCUGUGGGAAUGGCAGUGGAGCUGGGUCGUGUCCAGAGGGAUUUAUUUGCCUCAAAGCUGGCCGGAACCCGAACUACGGCUACACCAGCUUCGACACGUUCAGCUGGGCCUUCCUGUCCCUGUUCAGACUGAUGACCCAGGACUUCUGGGAAAACCUUUACCAACAGACCCUGCGAGCAGCAGGUAAACCCUACAUGAUCUUCUUUGUGCUGGUGAUCUUCUUGGGGUCCUUCUACCUGGUCAACCUGAUCCUGGCGGUGGUCGCCAUGGCCUACGACGAGCAGAACCAGGCCACCAUUGAGGAGGCCGCGCAGAAGGAGGAGGAGUUCCAGGCCAUGCUGGAGCAACUGAAGCGACAGCAGGAGGAGGCGCAGGCUGCCGCUACAGCAGCUAUCGAGAGCAAUGGAGAGUACAGCGGGAGACUGGCCCCCCCCUCGGAAACCUCCUCUGGGACCUCCAAACUCAGCUCCAAGAGUGCCAAGGAGAGGAGGAACCAACGGAGGAAGAGAAAACAGAGGCAGGAGGAGGAGGAGAAGGCAGAACACGAUAAAUUCCAUAAGUCAGAGUCGGAGGACAGCAUCAAGAGAUCAAGCUUCCGCUUUUCUAUGGAUGCCAACAGGCUGUCGCAGGACAAGAGAUGCUCGUCACCUAACCAGUCCCUCCUAAGUGUCCGCGGCUCCAUCUUCUCCCCGCGGAGGAACAGCCGCGCCAGCUUGUUCAGCUUCCGCGGCCAUGCCCGCGACGUGGUCUCCGAGAACGACUUCGCCGACGAUGAGCACAGCACGUUCGAGGAAGACAGCCGGCGCGGCUCCCUCUUUGUGCCUUGCCGCUUGGAGCGGCGCUGCAGCACGUACAGCCAGACCAGCCUGAAUGCCCAGCGGGUCCUGCUCCCAGCCAACGGCAAGAUGCGCUGCGCCGUGGACUGCAACGGAGUCGUGUCGCUAGUGGGAGGGACUUCCACGCCCGCCUCGCCUGCGGGCGUGCUCCUGCAUGAGGGAACCACCACCGACUCUGAGUUGAGACUGAAGAAGAGGAGGCCUCGACGGGCUUCCAUGCACUACCUGGACAUGCCGGAGAGAGCCAGGGCUAUGAGUGUGGCCAGCAUCCUCACCAACACCAUGGAGGAGCUCGAGGAGUCGAGGCAGAAGUGUCCGCCAUGCUGGUACAAGUUCGCAAACACCUAUCUGAUAUGGGACUGCUGUCCUCUGUGGCUGAGCUUCAAGGGGAUAGUCAACACAGUGGUGAUGGAUCCUUUUGUGGACCUGGCCAUCACCAUCUGCAUCGUCCUCAACACCCUGUUCAUGGCCAUGGAGCACUACCCCAUGACCGGGGAGUUCACCAGCGUCCUCACCGUGGGGAACUUGGUGUUCACAGGCAUCUUCACGGCCGAAAUGUGUUUCAAACUUAUCGCCUUGGACCCCUACUAUUACUUCCAACAAGGAUGGAACAUCUUUGACGGCAUAAUAGUUAGCCUGAGUCUGAUGGAGCUGGGCCUGGCCAAUGUCGAGGGUCUGUCUGUGCUCAGGUCUUUCCGACUGUUGAGGGUGUUUAAACUGGCCAAGUCGUGGCCCACCUUAAACAUGCUGAUCAAGAUCAUCGGUAACUCGGUGGGCGCCCUGGGCAACUUGACUCUGGUCCUCGCCAUCAUCGUCUUCAUCUUCGCCGUGGUCGGCAUGCAGCUGUUCGGCAAGAGCUACAAGGAGUGCGUGUGCAAGAUCUCGGACGACUGCCAGCUGCCCCGCUGGCACAUGAACGACUUCUUCCACUCGUUCCUCAUUGUGUUCCGGGUGCUGUGCGGCGAGUGGAUCGAGACCAUGUGGGACUGCAUGGAGGUGGCGGGCCAGAGCAUGUGCCUCAUCGUCUUCAUGAUGGUCAUGGUCAUCGGAAACCUGGUGGUCCUGAAUCUGUUUCUGGCCUUGCUGCUGAGCUCCUUCAGCGCCGACAACCUGGCGGCGACGGACGACGACAGCGAGAUGAACAACCUGCAGAUUGCCGUGGGCCGCAUCCAAAGGGGCGUGGCCUGGGUCAAGACGAGCGUCCGGCAGGUGGUCCAGAGUGUGUUUCUCGGCGGCAGAGCCUCCAAGGGGGGCAAGGACGUGUCCCUGGAAGAGAGCAAGCCCCUGGACGAGCUCCGCAGCUCCCUCGAUGUCAACGGCAAGGGGGGACACUGCGGAUCCAACCACACCGCCGUCGAGAUCACGAAGGAUCUCAGCGGGAUCUAUCUGACGGAGGGGAACGGGCGACCCGGAGGGGGGUUGGGGGUGGAGCUGGGGGACGGCACGAAGAUGACCGAGUGUGACUACAUGUCGUUCAUUCACAACCCCAGCCUCACGGUCAGCGUGCCCAUUGCCGUGUGCGAGUCUGACUUCGAGAACGUGGUCACGGAGGAGUUCAGCAGCGACUCGGCGUCCGAGGACAUGGAGAUGGACAGCAAAGAGAAGCUUCCUCCGGAGACCCAGAACCUCAGCUCAUCAGAGGGCAGCACGGUAGAUAUCAGACCCCCAGGGGAUGGAGCGGAGUCAGUGGAGCUGGAGGACGAGGAGUCGGAGGACCCAGAGAACUGCUUUACUGAGAGCUGUGUGCUUAGGUUCCAGUGUUGCCAGGUCAACGUCGACGAGGGCAAGUGGAAGAUCUGGUGGAACCUGAGGAAGACAUGCUUUAUCAUCGUGGAGCACAACUGGUUUGAGACCUUCAUCAUCUUCAUGAUCCUACUGAGCAGCGGAGCUCUAGCAUUUGAAGACAUUUACAUUGAACAGAGGAAGACCAUUAAAAUCGUGCUUGAGUAUGCUGACAAGAUUUUCACCUACAUCUUCAUCCUGGAGAUGCUGCUGAAAUGGGUUGCUUAUGGAUUUAAGAAGUACUUCACAAACGCCUGGUGCUGGCUGGACUUCCUCAUUGUUGACGUGUCCCUGGUGAGCUUGGUAGCCAACGCGUUGGGCUACUCUGAGCUGAGUGCCAUCAAGUCCCUGCGGACACUGCGGGCCUUGAGACCUCUCAGGGCCUUGUCGCGGUUUGAGGGCAUGAGGGUGGUGGUGAACGCCCUCCUCGGCGCCAUCCCGUCCAUCAUGAACGUGCUGCUGGUGUGCCUCAUCUUCUGGCUCAUCUUCAGCAUAAUGGGCGUCAACCUGUUCGCGGGGAAGUUCUACUACUGUGUCAAUACCACGGACGACGUCCGGUUCCCCGUCAAGGUGGUCAACAACAAGACCAACUGCCUGGCGAUGGCCCUGGGCAACAGCAGCGCCCGCUGGAAGAACGUCAAGAUCAACUUCGACAAUGUCGGCGCCGGGUAUCUGGCCCUGUUGCAAGUGGCAACAUUCAAAGGUUGGAUGGACAUCAUGUACGCCGCUGUUGACUCUCGCAAUGUGGAAGAGCAGCCAGGAUACGAAAAGAAUCUUUACAUGUACCUCUACUUUGUCAUCUUCAUAAUUUUUGGCUCCUUUUUCACUCUUAACCUUUUCAUCGGUGUCAUCAUUGACAACUUCAACCAACAGAAGAAGAAGUUUGGAGGUCAGGACAUCUUCAUGACAGAGGAACAGAAGAAAUACUAUAACGCCAUGAAGAAGCUUGGCUCCAAGAAACCUCAGAAGCCCAUUCCCAGACCAAUGAAUGUGUUCCAAGGCUGUGUGUUUGACUUCAUAACCAAGCAGGCUUUUGACAUUGUCAUCAUGAUCCUCAUCUGCCUGAACAUGGUCACCAUGAUGGUGGAGGAGGACGACCAGCCUCCAGGACGGGAGAAGAUCCUCUACUGGAUCAACUUUGUCUUCAUAGUGCUUUUCACUGGAGAGUGUAUGCUCAAAAUGAUAUCCCUCCGCCAUUACUACUUCACUGUCGGCUGGAAUGUGUUUGACUUUGUCGUUGUCAUCCUUUCAAUUGUAGGGAUGUUUCUAUCGGAGCUGAUUGAGAAGUACUUUGUCUCCCCGACGUUGUUCCGAGUCAUCCGUCUCGCUCGAAUCGGACGCAUCCUCCGUCUCAUCAAGGGCGCCAAGGGUAUCCGUACGCUUCUGUUUGCCCUGAUGAUGUCACUUCCUGCCCUGUUCAACAUCGGCCUCCUGCUCUUCCUGGUGAUGUUCAUCUACGCCAUCUUCGGCAUGUCGUCCUUUGCGUACGUCAAGCACGAGGCGGGAAUCGACGACAUGUUCAACUUCGAGACGUUCGGCAACAGCAUGCUGUGCCUGUUCCAGAUCACCACAUCGGCAGGCUGGGACGGCCUCCUGGCGCCCAUCCUCAACAACAAGGAGCCCGACUGUGACAACAGCGUGGAGCACCCGGGCACCCUGUACCGGGGCAACUGCGGCAACCCACCAGUGGCCAUGUGCUUCUUCGUCAGCUACAUCAUCAUCUGCUUCCUCAUUGUGGUCAACAUGUACAUCGCCGUCAUCCUGGAGAACUUCAGCGUGGCCACGGAGGAGUCGGCGGAGCCGCUGAGCGAGGACGACUUUGAGAUGUUCUACGAGGUUUGGGAGCGCUUCGACCCGGACGCCACGCAGUUCGUGGAGUACAGCAAGCUGUCAGACUUUGCGGACGCUCUGGACCCGCCCCUGCGGAUCGCCAAGCCCAACAACGUUCAGUUAAUCUCCAUGGACCUGCCCAUGGUCAGCGGGGAACGCAUUCACUGCCUUGACAUCCUGUUUGCCUUCACCAAGCGUGUCCUGGGCGAGGGCGAAGGCUUGGACAUCCUCCGAGGUCAGAUGGAGGAGCGCUUCAUGGCCUCCAACCCCUCGAAAGUCUCCUACGAACCCAUCACCACAACCCUGCGGCGCAAGCAGGAGGACAUGUCAGCUGUGGUGAUCCAGAGGGCUUUCAGGUGCUACCUGGCCCGACAUGCCCUGAAGAAAGCCGCAGAGCUCUACAAGGAGCAGCUCAGGGGUAAUGUGGUGUGUGAGCCUGAGGACAAGGAGGUGCUGGUGAUAGGGAAGUUUGCGGAGAACUCCACCUCCACAGAGAAAACGGACAUGACACCCACCACCGCUUCGCCACCUUCGUACAACAGUGCCACAAAGUCGGAAACCGACAAACUGGAGAAGGAACAGAGAGAGAAAGAGGACAAGGACAAAGAUCUGAGGGAGCGAAAGUAAUGAGCGACUGGGGAAAAAAAAUUGACAAAUGAUGCAUAUUGAGAAAUGUGCUUUCGUGGUGGGAAACGCGUUUACAGUUUCAGAGGAUUCAUGUAUGCUAAAUGCUUAUACAGUGGUGGAGGGCGUGUGGUGGUGUUAGGUGCUAGGCUAAACUGACUGUCACCAGCUAAGGCACGUUUUGGAGACUUGUAACGAUGAUCGCUUUAGGUGGCUACACGGCAACAAGACGAGGAGAUAGCCUCUUGUUAUAGAUCACUGCCAGGGGGGAGAGAAAGCCGGCAAACUCGGAAGGCCUGCUGCGAAACCGCUUGUGAUUUUCUAUUGAGUGUUGUUACUAUCUGAUACACUUGAGUAUACUGUUUAAGUUGUCUGUAGCUAGUGCUGCUGCUACUAUCACCAUACAUCCAGUGUCUUGAAUAACAAUCGCCGUAUUACUUACAGUACUUGCGUUUUUGUAUUAUUAUUUUUUUUAUGGUAAGGAAUGUUUUCUACUUAUCGUGCAAUUGUGAGAAUGUGUCCACUGCUUUUCACAGAUGUAAAAAUGCCUUGUACAGCAAAACUCAACAACAAAUCCAUGUUCCAGUACUAACUCUAUGUAUGUUUUGUUAUUCUCUUAAAAUAUUUGGGCAAGGCAGCAUUUGUCUUGUAUCCUUCUGGGAAUGAGAACUUAUAUAUAUAUAUAUAUGCUAUUUAGGCUAUGAAGUGCCCUCUGUGAUUUUAGGACAAUGGAGAUUUGUUUCUUCAUUUGGCUCUAUACCCUAUAUGAAGUAUAUAUUUUCAGCUUUCUAUAAGGGUAUGUGUUUACCUAUCGGUUUCACCAUUAAGAUAUGGCGAUUUUUAUACAUAUUCAGGGAAUCAAAUGUUUUUAGACAAUGUCCAUUAUGUUUACCGUUUGGUUGAAUAUCCUCUGCAUACAAUAACUGCCUCAAGGUUGUGACCAAAUGACCCAGUGAUUCUUUGCCUGCACUGCAGGCAUCUUUAGUUGUCGUUGGAUUUCAGGUCUUUUUGCCUCGAUCUGUUAUUUAGUGGGCAAAGUCAUACAGAGUGUUUUUCUUCACCCAGUCGUGUCUAUUCAGAUAUGCUCAGUGGGUCCAUAGAUACAAAACAAUUAGGCAAAAACUGAUCAGGAUUUUGAGUAAUCACUGGAGAGUGAACUAUUGAGCCACUGACCAUUUUUGAAAAGUCCUCCCAGGGCAAAGAAAAACACUAUUUGUGCUACCUAGCUCCCUGAAGUAACCGGUUAUGUCUCAUCUUCAGCAUGAACUAUCAAUUUCUUGGUACUAAAGAACUCCCUAGUUACUAAGGCAGUGUCCUUGUCUUGUGGUAUCACAAAUAGCCGUCCACUGAGUUUGGAGGCAUAUUCUCCGGCUUGAGCCGAGUACAGAGCCAAAAGAAGAAAACACUUCACUGUCCCAAAGUUUACAUGGGGCACUGAAUGUGUAAUUGACAGGGUUUGAAACCCGGGUCUCCCAGGCACAACCACUACUGCAAGACUGUGGUAGCCACUGAGCUAUAGUCCGAGGCUUUGCAAAGGGAGCUUAAACGAGUCUUCAGGCCCGAGGCAAGGUUACUCAUCACGUCAGCACAAAAUUAUGCACAUGCUUAAUUACGCGAGCUAUCGGUGGUGACACUAAGUAAACACGUCUUGUGCAUCUAUUUGAAUUUCCAUUGUUUCUCCCUUGCUGUUUCUAUGAACACAACCAUGGAUCCAGAGAACCUGAAUGUACUGUAUGUCAACAGAUUAAUUAGGAGAUUCAAUGACAGCAACAUUAAACCUUUUCUGUUGUUGUCAUAAAGCAAUGUCUGUGAUGGAUGUAUUUCAAUAUCUCUCUCUAUCGCUGUCCACUCUCUGAUUUCUGUCACGAAAAAACAAACUGGUUAAACGACUAAAUGUAAUAAAGGUGACACAUUGUUGUAUUUUUAUUUUUUUUAAACCGUCUAACGUAUGAGACACCAGCCAUUUAAGACAACUUCCACGGACACAGAUUAAGCCUAGUCCUGGACAGAAACAUAAAGCUCAAUGGAGAUUUCCCACAGAGUUUAGCACGGUAUAGGCAGGCCUGUUCAUUGUUCUUGAAUGAUUUUAUUGGGGGGGAAAAUAUUAUUUGAGCACCUAUGUAGGCCCACAGUAUGCAUAUAAAGUAAUACUACAUAUUUUAAGUAAGAGCAUUUUUAUUCUUUUUCAUGACCAACCACAUUGAUAUACUGCUAGUGUGUGUGACUGGGUCCACAGUUAGCCCAUGUUACAAUUACUAAUCCUACCGUUGUGUUUUUACUGUAAAUACUUGUGCUUUUUAAAGUCAUGUCUAGGUUGCCAUUUUCCAAAACUUGUGUUACAUUUUGUACUCUGUGAUAGAAAAAAACAUUCGUACUGGUUGGUCCACACCUCUUUAGGUAAUAAACAAUGAAGCAAUGAAUCGACAGCGGUCAUUCAGCUGGGGUGAAGGCAUGUCAAGGAAUCCUACUGUCAGCUCAUCCGCUAACAUCCCUAAAAGCUAAAAUACACAAAAAAAAGUAUAUAUUUUGUACACACCUGUCCCAUUUCCAUGUUCAUUGGUUAGGCUAUGCUGUCUGUGACACUGGGUUUAAUCUGUGCUCUAUCAGAAAGGAUGACGAUAAGAAAGGAUGAUGAUAAGUUGCUGGAUAUUUGGUUGACGGUCUCAUCCAUGUGGUUCAAGUACAUAUUACACUGAAAUGUACACACCUGAAAAUGUGUGAUGAGUUACAUUUUUGUCAUUACCAAAGAUGUGACUGCUAAAUAGAAAAUCUACAUAUCCAAAAUAAAAGAGAUUUUGGAAAACCA
This is a messenger RNA of Esox lucius (northern pike), 9206 nucleotides long. RefSeq names its product sodium channel protein type 2 subunit alpha. Gene Ontology annotation, biological process: sodium ion transmembrane transport; neuronal action potential; membrane depolarization during action potential. The transcript has 27 exons. The coding region runs from base 314 to 6403 and encodes 2029 amino acids. Gene Ontology annotation, cellular component: plasma membrane; voltage-gated sodium channel complex; axon. NCBI's taxonomy places the organism in Eukaryota, Metazoa, Chordata, Actinopteri, Esociformes, Esocidae. Gene Ontology annotation, molecular function: protein binding; voltage-gated sodium channel activity. The record is from RefSeq and is a predicted model, not a curated record.